Molecule: messenger RNA, 1647 nt
Organism: Cryptococcus wingfieldii CBS 7118
Lineage: Eukaryota; Fungi; Basidiomycota; Tremellomycetes; Tremellales; Cryptococcaceae
Exons: 4
Coding region: 1-1647 (548 amino acids)
Source: RefSeq, a predicted model, not a curated record
AUGACAUCCACCCACUCGUCUCCUUUGAUGAAAGAACGCAAGAGGUCGGCUCAUUGGUCUGGGCAAGAUACCCAGAUUCUCAUUAAUGUUCUUCUCCGGGAGAAGGAUACCCGGACAGCAGAUAAUGGCUUUCCGCCAGAAGUCUGGCAGGAGGUGUCUGGGCUGUUGAUGGGGAGCAAUCCCAAUCUGGCCCAGGAUGGAUCAGAGUUGCUGCUAGGGGGAGCAAAGACGCCAGAAGCGUGCAAAAGUCGGUGGCAGCGUCUUCAACGCGAUUACAAGGCUGCGAAAGAGCUCGCCCAGCUCCCGGAUAUCACGUGGAAUAACGCAACCCACAGGCUGGAGGCGACUGAGCAUGCAUGGCAGAAUGCUGCAAAGGUGCUCACGACGUCAAGACACCGCAAGAUCCAUCUCCCAUGGUGGGAUUCCCUCGUCAUCCUCUGCUCCAAAGAAGCCACUCGUAGCCGCGGCCGUCGUCGCCGCAAGAAGAGCAUUGAGGCCGACCAAGAAGAAUACCAGGCCGAGCUCCUCGCCGAGUCUAGCCGGCACGCGGCUCAGGUUCACGCCCAGAUGACGAACGGCCACGGGCACCACGGGUACGACCCCAUGUCAAAUGGCCAUCAUCCUCAUCACCAUCAUCCGCAAGAACACCAUCAGCAGCACCUGGAUGGCAUGCAUGAUCCGAAUCAGGGAGGGUCGGGAUUAGUGGACUUAUCAAAUGGGGCACUGCAGGCGGUUGAACAUGGAGCUUUUAGCUGGGAAGCGGGCUCGAGUGGUGAUGGGGACUUUGACCAGUCGUUUUUGCCAAACCAAGCAUUCAUAUCGCAAAAACGAAAUCCCAUGUUCGACCCGAGCCUCUUGACCCCCGAAACGUCCUCGGCAACCACUGUCUCUGCGCCUCUUACCCUUCAGGAUACUCCCAAUAAACGCCAACGCACUUCGUCCCGCACAUCCCAGACCCACGUCCUUCCCCACCAGCAUCUAGGCAACAUGCCUGGUGCCAACUAUUCUUACGCGCCCAUGGCGUCUGGUAAUCAAACUGCGACGGGCCCUGGGGCGCAAAGCCCGGAGUAUGGGAGUGGGGAGGGGCUAUUAGACCCUGUCUUACUGCAGGCGACGGCAUCGCCGGGUAUAACGCUCAAGACGUAUACGCCGCCAGAGAAGGGAGGGCCGGCCACGACGAUGCAGGGUUCGCUCGGCAACCCUCAAGUCGGUCGCAGAGCGCCUUCGCAAUCACAACCCCAACCCCGACACCCACUCACCUCCCAUUCCUCUUCCGACUCUUCAUCUACGCACAAUAAUCUUCAAAUCCAAGCGCAAGCACACAAUCAUCCUCAGUCCCGCCCCCACUCUCAAGCGCAAUCUCAACCCCAAUCUGUACAUCAACCACACCUCACCCAGAUUCAGCCACCUUUCCAGGUUUCUCCUUCCGAUCCCAUGUUCCUUUCAUCCCUCACCGAGUCUCAACGGCGUACUGAAGCACUGCUUCAGCUGCAAACUAUUGACGCGGAUAUGAGGGAUGAGGAUAUGGUAGAGGUGAUGGAAGAGUUUGAGAUGAAUGUGGCGGCGGCGGAUACGUAUCUGGCGAUCAAGAAGGAGGCGCUGAGAAAGAUGUGGCUGGCCAAUCUUUUAAAGCGAAGGCAGAGAUGA